Messenger RNA from Strongylocentrotus purpuratus (purple sea urchin), 3188 nucleotides. Its product is annotated as NACHT, LRR and PYD domains-containing protein 12-like. The transcript is spliced from 4 exons. The coding region runs from base 514 to 2685 and encodes 723 amino acids. The record is from RefSeq and is a predicted model, not a curated record. Lineage: Eukaryota; Metazoa; Echinodermata; Echinoidea; Camarodonta; Strongylocentrotidae.
GCGCGUCCGUAUUGACCUUUUACAAGUUUGAAAGAUCAACGCGUUUUUCUUCUCGGGAUUAGCAGUUUUUGUUACCCGUUGUUGAAUCCAGGCUAUCUACAGCUCAAGGUUCCUGUCAAAAUGAAUGAAAACCGAUGAUUUUCAAAAGUUAGCAGCACUGCAGAAAACAAGACUUGGACUCAAUAUCAAAUAACUAGCUUGUGUUGUGUGAGGUAGCUUCCCAAGCCUGGCAUGCGUAUGCUACAUGAGACCCGGCCCCGACUCUCGGGGGAAGAACAUCGUCAGCUACCCGCUAUUCCAUUCGCCGCCGCUUCGUACGUACCUGUACGUACAUACGUACGUUCCUCGGCCACUGACCUCUAGCUGGCUCUAGUAUGGAUUGACUGUGUGCGGAUGCUGCAGCGCCUGAACUUGAAUUUUGUGCCCGAGCUGACGCUUGAAGUUUACUUAAGCCUAAUUCACUUGUAUUGACUUGAGACAAUGCAAUUUGAGUAUUGAGAGGUAUUGUUGCCCAUGUCAUCACCAUUUUCCAGAGAACUACGUUUCUGUCAAGUGAGAAGGACAUCUUACACCAUGGAUGGAUUUUGCCUUCUCUGGUUACUCCUGAUCCUCUUGAUGAGAGCUGGUGAUGUUGAAACCAAUCCAGGUCCCAACACUGCAGAAAGUACUGUCAGUGAAAUGGAGUUCCUGAAGCUGGCCCAGGAUAUCGCUCCAUCUUACUUCAACGCUGUUGGGAUAUCUCUAGGGUUCUCCUAUGCUCAAAUACAGGCAAUCCUGGCUGAGAAUUUGAAGAACUACACCAAUGCGUUACUGGAUGUCUUUAUGAAAUGGAAUGUCAAGCAGCAACCUUCACACUCAGACAAACGACAGCUUUUGGCAGACAAACUACGAGAGAUUGACUUGGGUGGCCUAUCAGACGGAUUACUCAGUGGACCUCAAAUUCCAAACAGCACAGGAGGGCCACCAAGAGCAAGACUGCUCGAAUCACAGACCAAACCUCCUUCAGCUGAAUCUCAGACCAAACCACUUUCUCCUGAACUGGUUGAUCGGUGUGCAAAUGAUUUUAAAUCGAAGUACAGGUCAACUGUCUGUAAGAUCAGAGCUGAUCCUCUCGGUCCUACUUCCAUUGUGCAGUUUGAAGACUUGCAUACUGAUCUCGUCUUACAAGAAGAACAUGGGACAGAGAAGCGAUUGCUAGAUUACAAUGAUAUCCUUAAUCUUAAAGUCAAUGGAGAGUUCCCCAAGCGGAUCAUGGUUCAGGGAGAGGCAGGGGCUGGAAAAACUACACUCUGUGCUAAGAUUGCGUGGGACUGGAUUGAAGGGAGGCAUUCGAGUCACUUUGUGUGGGUCUUGAUUGUUCCUUUACGUGAAUUUAAGCAACACACUAUUGGCCAGAUUGCAAAGUCUUAUCUGGCCAAAGACAAUCCAACAACGGUUUCCCAGAUUACUGAGUAUAUCCGGUCAAAUCCUGACAAGGUAUUCAUCGCAUUCGAUGGGCUAGACGAAGUCAGUGGCAAAAUCAUGAAGACAAAAUCUUGCGAAUCACAGCCUACUGAUCGAAUGCAACUUCAGCCAUCACAGCCAAGUGUCACCUCCUCAGAGGCAUGUGGAAGCUCAUCUGAGACUGGUGAUAUCGGACUUGUAGAUAUUCUUUGUUCAGAUCAACUUGCCUCUUGCUCAGUCUUGGUGACCACUCGCCCAUGGAGAGCAGUAGAGAUUAGGUUAGAUGGUGAUCUUACAAAGCUCUACACAUUCAUUCAUGUUGAGGGUUUCAACAGAGAGAAUUUAUCAGUUUACAUUCACAAAUACUUUCCAAAGAAUGCAGAUAAAGCAAAUCAGCUUAUCCAGUUCACCAGUGAGAAUGAUGUCAUAUCUGAAGACAUGGCCCGCUAUCCUAUAUAUGUAGCCAUGUUGUGUCUUAUGUGGAAAGAACUUGACGAGCAAACACUAAAGGAAGUGAAAUCACUGAAAACUUUUUCUCAAAUAUUCAAAACGAUGAUCGCCUUUCUAAAAGAGCAUUAUGCACAGAAAAAGGUGAAGAAUGUAGGCAGCCCCUCACUUCUUGCCUAUUUAAAAAAAAUUGAUGUGCUCCUUGGACCGAUUGCCAAGCAGGCUCUCACUGGUCUGCUAGAGAAUACAUUGGUUUUCAGUGAAGAUGAUUUCAAAAUAUACCCAGAAUCCAAGGACACUGCCUGUCGGGUCGGGAUCUUGUCUCAGGAGGACAGAAUUACUGCCGUUAUGGAUACAUAUGAGAGGCAUUCUCAUGUGCAAUUGCCAGUCUUCUUCCCUCACAAACUGUUUCAGGAGUACAUGGCUGGAGUACAUCUUGCUUCCCUAUAUGAAUCAGAUCGUAAUGAAUUCAACAGGCUGAUUGAGCAAGUUGUGCUGCCAAGGAAGGAGGAGUUUAGGUAUCUCCUGUACUUCACUGUGGCACAGAACAAAAGUAUUGCAACCCAUGUAAUAAAGUCUAUGCUACAUGUACAUGUACUGGGAAUAUCAUACAUGGAGAGAAAUUUAAUUGUUGAUGUAGCCUUUGAGAGUCUGGACCCAGAUGUAGCAGCCUUGGUGAAGGACAGGAUGUCGUCAGAGGAGACUAUGCUGAUCGUGAAAACAUCCAUGACAGCACACACUGUAGCUGGGUAUACAUUCAUUGGUCCAUAUCUGGUAAGUUUGAUCAUAGUUUAAUGAACAAAGUCAGUUCAUCCAUUUUUGUACAUUUUUUACUUUUAUGUCUUUUGAAAUUUUCUUAACAUACAACAGUAUUAUCAUGGAAGGGUUCAUAAAGGAAGUUUAACCCUAAAAAGACUGGGUGGGCUAAUGUAGCCCCUUCCCCUCCUCUAUUUUUGUGAUUACUUUGUAAUGCUUAAAUACAUGAUGCCACUUCAUGAUUUUUUCCUUAAAGUCUUGGGCAUCUUUUGAAACAAAAUUUGGGGAAAUUACAAAUUACGUUACAAAGUCACCUGACCUUUUGUCUUUGCAUGCCAGCCCAAAAGUAUCUUAAUUAAAAAAGGGUACUUCUUCAGCCAGGCAUGAUGGAGCAACAUUGUAUGGCCACAAAAACACAUCCAUUUCAGAACUUUAGAGGAUGCUAUUUAUAGCAUGCGUGACUAUUGAUGUGUGAAAUUCAGCAGAAAAGUGUGCAAUGCAAAGAUAAAGAUGCUGUAAAAUUUAAAACGGAAAAAAAUUAA